Molecule: messenger RNA, 2684 nt
Organism: Saccostrea cuccullata (small rock oyster)
Lineage: Eukaryota; Metazoa; Mollusca; Bivalvia; Ostreida; Ostreidae
Product: transforming growth factor-beta-induced protein ig-h3-like
Exons: 15
Coding region: 164-2395 (743 amino acids)
Biological process (GO): cell adhesion; extracellular matrix organization
Cellular component (GO): extracellular matrix
Molecular function (GO): cell adhesion molecule binding
Source: RefSeq, a predicted model, not a curated record
CUGACGUUAUAAAACAAGGGUUAUAAAACCAGUUUUCUCGAUGCGCAGUAUCCUCUGUUUCUGGGAAUUUCUCCUUGCUGCAUGUUUUAUUCAGUAAACACUUGAGCCUCCUGUUUAAUUGUCCAGUAGCCAGAACUAUAUAUUAUCGGACAUUCUAUUCUUUAUGAUGUCGCGGUUUUGCUUCUUGUUAUUUUUUGUCCUUCUGCUUCUGGUGGCAGACGACAUCGAAUGCAGACGUCAACGACGUCAUCGUCACAGAUUCGGUCGCAGACUUAAUGAUGGACUUCGAGGUUUGAGAAGACAGGUGCGCCGCUGGAACCAUAGGUGGCGUUUUCCUUGGGCUGACAUUAAUUUUGCCUUUAACUAUGGAGGUAGCAGCAGAUCCAGGGAUUGGUGGGACGGUCCAAAUGUUUGUACGGAUGAAGUGCGUAAGAAUGAGACCACGUCAGAUGACGUUACCAGUCAUCAUAUGACGACUACUGUUACGUGUGAUGACAAGACUACGUCUUAUAUAUGUACUAAAUCAACGACCACCAAUGGGAAGAAGACAACACUCAAAGAGGUCAAAGAAUGCUGUCAUGGUUACAGCAGGACUUCAGGACAAUAUGGAUGCCCAACUUAUCGUCAGUUACAAGAUAUAGUGAAGACAGCCGAGUCUAUGAACUUGACAGAAUUCCUCAGAGUCGCUAGAAGUGUUGGUCUGGAGAGUAAACUACAAGACAGCUCCGGGGCGAAUUUCACCGUGUUUGCUCCAACAAAUGAAGCUUUUAAACAAACACCGAAUUUGUAUCCAACCUUUGAAAACAUCAUUCUUAGCGAUAUGAACUCUGUCAUCAGAAUCUCACCAUCUGAAAGCACCCUGCUUGUAAGUGAUGCAUCGGAUCUGGUGUUGGGUCACGUGGCAGGAGGUAUCCUUACCACUACAAGACUUGAGGACGAGCAGACGAUAACGUCUGCAAAUUCCAAAUCCUCCACUAUCAGAGUCAAUUUCUAUGACAUGGUAGACGAUGGUAUCAUGACUGCCAAUUGUAAACGGAUUUCGUCACGUGACAAUCUAGCAACCAAUGGUGUCAUUUAUGUUGUUGAGGAUGUUCUGCAGCCAGUAACUAAAUCACUGAUGGACAUCAUAAGCAGCAACCCUCAGCUCAGCUACCUGAAAACAGCUAUUGGUCGCACUGAUCUUGGUCUCAGUCUUAGAAGUAAUGGACAGUUUACCCUCUUUGCUCCAACAGACAAUGCUUUUAAGAAACUGGACGGAGGACUUUUACAGAGAAUUUUAAGUGAUCAACGUUGCUUGAAAAAAAUUUUAUUCCAUCAUCUUCUUCCUAAUGUUGUUUGCUCCUCGGCUGUGUCGGAUAAACACAAGUCACGAACGAAAAAUCGGUUGUCGAACUAUCUCCGCUUGUCACGUGAUCAGAAUAACAAAUACUUCGUGGAAAACUCACAGAUUGUGGACCGUGACGUCAUGGCUACCAAUGGCGUGCUUCACCUGAUUGAUGACGUUAUUCUUCCUGAUGAAGCUUUGGAUAUACUUCAUGCACUUCAGAAGAGGAAUAUUACCAAACUCCCGGAAUUAAUUGUGCAAGCAGGUCUUAAGAAAUCGUUCGAAACGGCCGACAAUAUUACUGUACUAGUGCCAACAGACGAGGCGUUCUCAAAAAUGACGGCGUUUGCUGAGAAGAGACUGAACGAGUCAGAGACAGCACUAGCUGAUGCACUCCGUUAUCACGUGAUCCCCACUACGACUACGUGCCGCGCUUACGACAAGUUGCCUACGUGGAACCCCAAAAGGAACCUUACUGUCCACCGGGAUUUCAUGUUUCCAUAUCAUGGCUUUGUUAGAGAGACUAUACAAUGUGCUACCAUUUUGAAAUCCAACAUUCAAAGCUGCAACGGAAUUAUUCAUAUCAUAGACAAGGUUUUGGUCCCACCAGUAGGGACUGUUGUUGAUGUGCUUGAAGUGGACAAUCGGUUUACAGAAUUCGUUCGUUUGUUGAAAAACUCCGGUCUAGCUGACCAGUUACAGGGAAAAGGGCCAUUCACAGUGUUAGCACCAACAAACGAGGCGCUAAAAGAAGUUUCAGAGAACGAUAUGAAGGAAUUGGAAAGUCGUAAAGAACACUUGCAAAGUUUCAUCAAAGACCAUAUCAUUCAGGGACACCAUUGUUGCUCCCAAAUUAAACGAUUCGGUGACAGAUUUAAUAUAUUCCCCAGAAGGUUGAGGUCCGUGUCGGGAAUGAAAUUAAUCGUUGAGGAGUCCAGAGAUCAACUUAGUGUGGGAACAGCGGACGUCACUGAAUGUGAUAUGGUAGGGACAAAUGGAGUUGUCCACGCGAUUAACGAAGUCCUACAAGAAGAAGACUAUUACGAUCCGUUCGACUUUUCAUUCUGGUAAAGCGUGAGGGUCUGUCCAAUUGUCAUAUACUAGUACUGACUUAAUAUUCCAUACAGAAUGUUUUACAUCCAUAGAAAUAAAUAUUUUAAAAGAAAAACAUUUCUGUAAAAAUAGUUGUCAUUAGAUAUAUGAAGUAAAACAAAUACAAUACUGGUGUAUAGUUUCAUAGAAUACAUUAUGUUUAAAAUUACUAGUACAUGUAUUUAUAAUUAUGGUCUGAUGUUGUGCAACUUUAAUCAAAACUCGUUUUGACGAUGAACGUGCAAAUAAAACAUACUUUCUCUGUAAA